Messenger RNA from Thunnus maccoyii (southern bluefin tuna), 1218 nucleotides. RefSeq names its product myosin, light chain 1, alkali; skeletal, fast (gene myl1). The record is from RefSeq and is a predicted model, not a curated record. Gene Ontology annotation, cellular component: contractile muscle fiber; myosin II complex. Gene Ontology annotation, molecular function: calcium ion binding. The transcript is spliced from 6 exons. Bases 105 to 701 code for a protein of 198 amino acids. NCBI's taxonomy places the organism in Eukaryota, Metazoa, Chordata, Actinopteri, Scombriformes, Scombridae.
UCUUGCUCCGAGUCCGCUCCAGUCUGUGCUACACUCCUUGUGUUGUCGCCCGAACCGGGAAUUGUCUGUGUUUCAGGAACAAAGUACUUAUAUUAUCAGCUGAAAUGGCACCCAAGAAGGACGCUAAGGCUCCCGCCAAGAAGGCCGAACCUGCCAAGAAGGCCGAGCCUGCACCUGCACCUGCACCUGCACCCGAGCCAGCCCCUGCUCCCGCAGCGCCUGCCGCUGUCGACCUGUCCGCCGUCAAGGUGGAAUUCAGUGCAGACCAGAUUGAGGACUACAAGGAGGCCUUCGGUCUCUUCGACAGGGUGGGUGAUAACAAGGUGGCUUACAACCAGAUUGCUGACAUCAUGCGUGCUCUGGGACAGAACCCCACCAACAAGGAUGUGGCCAAACUGCUUGGAAUGCCCUCUGCUGAAGACAUGACUAACAAGAGAGUAGAGUUCGAGGGCUUCCUGCCCAUGCUUCAGACCGUCAUCAACAGCCCAAACAAGGCAGGAUAUGAGGAUUACGUUGAGGGUCUGCGCGUCUUUGACAAGGAGGGCAACGGCACAGUGAUGGGCGCUGAGCUGCGCAUUGUCCUGUCAACACUGGGAGAGAAGAUGACUGAGGCUGAGAUUGACGCUCUCAUGCAGGGUCAGGAGGACGAGAGUGGCUGUGUCAACUAUGAGGCCUUUGUGAAGCACAUCAUGUCUGUGUAAGGACCCUGCCACUGCGGUGGUGAGCAUUGAAUAUGUGCAGACCCCAUGGUGUCACGACAUCCACUCGCUGUUUCCUGCACCACCUGAGGAAGCAGGGGGAACAAAGGACUAUGAGAUGUCAUUUCUGAAUCCUUUUGUUUUGUUCAACACUUUUUUUUCUCUUUUUGUCCAACUGGCGCUCUUUUUUUCUCUCCUCCUCCUGUUCUGGAAGCUGUCGCGAGUUCUAACGAGAUAUAUCCUUUUCCUCAUCCACACCCACGUGCCCCUGUCUAUCGGGGGUUUUUUGUCAUCACUGGUUUUCACAGCAGAGCAGUGAUGGAGGGGAAGAUGGAUAAUGAUGAACACCCCCCACCGGUCACUUACUGCCUGGCUGGCUGUCUAUCUGCCAUUAAAGUGACUGGUUUGGCCCAGGAUUGCCCAUCAAAAUGAAUCCACUCCUCAACCAACCCAUCCCUGAGUCUUAAUUUAUUGUACUCUCCUCUGCCAAUUCACAAUAAACUCCAAUUUUAUUUCCAAA